UUUUUUUUGAAAAUUUUUGAAAAUAUUUAAUAAUUAUCAUUAAUUAUUUCGUAAUAUUUAAUAAUAAUAAUAAAAACAAUAAAAGUAAUGGUAAUAAUAUAAAUAAUAAUAACUAGUUUUCAAAGCGGACAUAUUAAAAAUUGAAGGGUAGAUCAUAAACAACAACAACAACAACAUCAUCUUCAACACUGACAACAACAACAACAACAACAACAACAUCAUCUUCAACACUGACAACAACAACAACAACAACAUCAUCAUCUUCAACACUGACAACAGCAACAACAACAUCAAUAUUGACAAUAACAACAACAUUAUCGGCAACAAUUUUAUAUUUAAGAUAUAACCAUGCAUUCCUGGGGUUAUUGCAAAAAUAACGGUCCUCACAAGUGGGUGGAGCUUGCGCCGGCAGCUCGAGGCCUCCACCAAUCACCGGUCAACAUCGAUACUACUAAGAUUGACAAGUUCCACUUCCGUCCACUGAAGUUCCAGUACGUGCCGAAGAACAGCAAGACCAUCCUUAACAAUGGACAUACCGUUCAAGUUGCUCUUGACGGGAGUGACUCACUACUAGAAGGGGGACCCUUUCCCCAUCGCUACAGGGCCGCACAGUUCCACUUUCACUGGGGUAUGAACAACAACAUGGGCUCCGAGCACAUGGUCGAUGGCAGAUAUUUUGCCGCCGAGCUACAUAUAGUGCAUUGGAACUGCGAACUAUAUUCAUCAAUCGAGGAGGCUGUCAAAUCCGCCAAUGGUUUAGCAGUCCUGGGAGCUUUCAUCAAGCCCGGAAAACAUCACCACGAAAUGGAAAAACUGACAUCAAUGUUACCAAAGAUUCUAUAUUCUGGCGAAAGUGCCGAGUUGAAAGAUGGAUUCGACCCAGCGUCAUUACUGCCAAAGCACACUGACUACUGGACAUACAGUGGCUCUCUGACGACACCACCUUGCUACGAGUCCGCCAGGUUCGUCAUCUUCAAGGAGCCCAUACAAAUCUCAGAAGAUCAACUGAACAGCUUCCGGCAGCUGAGAUCCCAUGCACGUGACACCAGCGCACCACGUGACGACGAAUUUGGCGGAAAAAUUUUGCAAAAUUAUCGCCCACCUAAUCCGCUUAACGAUAGAAAAAUUGUCAGCUCUUGUUGAUGGGACGAUGACAAAGAAGAUGGGGAGGAUUGUGGUGAAGAAGAAGACGAUGGUGAUGAAGAUGAUUUGAUUUUUGUUUUUUGAAGAAACAAGAUUGAUUUCAAAUGCACCCGUUCAUUCAUUCAUUUAUUUGGUAAUUCUUUCAUUCAUCAAUUAUUCAUUCGUUCGUCCAUUUGUUCAUUCGUUUGUUUGUUUGUUUAUUCAUUCAAUCAGAAUAUCGAUAAUUCCUCUUUUUUACGCAUUAAUUCGUUCGUUAAUUCAUUUUCAUCCAUCCAUUUCAUCUUUCAUUCAUUAUUACAUUCACUCAUUCUUUCACUUAUUGUUUCUUAAAUCGUCCAACAUAGAUCUGUGAUUGCACUUUUUUUUAUAAAUCUUUGUUAUAAUUUAAUAAUAAUAUUAAUAAUAAAUAAUAAUAAUAAUAUAUUUUGAUAUGAGACAGUAAAUACUGACGAAUUUAUAUAUUCCAUUCCUUCAUUCAUUCAUCCAUUCAUUUAUCCAUCCAUUCAUUCAUUCAUCAUUCAUUCAUUUAACUUUGCAAAUCGAUUGAUUAAUUAAGCAUGUUAGUUGACUCAUUUAAUUUAUUUUUCCCGAGAUCGUUAGGACUGUUCUUGCACUAAUAAAAUGUUUUUUUACCGAGUUAUUCCAAUGAUGGACUGAGUGAAUUAAUUGAAAAAAUGAGUUAAUGAGUGAAUGAAUAACUGAUGAACGAACGAACGAAUAAAUAAAUGAAGGAAUGAAUAAAUGAUUGAUUGAUUAAAUGAAUGAAUGACAAGACGAUUAAACGAAAGUUAGAUUUAAUAGAAGUGAAACGAGUAAAUAAAUAAGUGAAUGAACGAACGACUGAAUGAUGAAUGAAUGAAUGAUGAAUUAAUUGAUUAAUCAGCAGGCUGAAAUAUAUACAUAUACCUAUCAUUAUUCUCAUUAAAAAAUGAAAACGGAAUUCUGCGUGUAUCUCUGAAGAUGUUUGUAUCUGUUUGUAUCU
Messenger RNA from Helobdella robusta, 2125 nucleotides. RefSeq lists its product as hypothetical. The record is from RefSeq and is a predicted model, not a curated record. Lineage: Eukaryota; Metazoa; Annelida; Clitellata; Rhynchobdellida; Glossiphoniidae. Gene Ontology annotation, molecular function: zinc ion binding; carbonate dehydratase activity. Gene Ontology annotation, cellular component: cytoplasm. The coding region runs from base 349 to 1143 and encodes 264 amino acids. The transcript is spliced from 13 exons.